CUUGAGCUCACCUUUGAAGAGCCAAAACAAUGAAGUCCUAGCUAGUGAAAAUCACUAAAGAAGUAACCUUUGAAGGCUUGCUCUUGCUCGGUCCUCAUUUGUCAUUUACUGAGGAGAAAUAAACUUUGAGGGGUUCGGUGGUACUGCAUUGAAGAUUGGCGGGAAAGAAAAAACCACGUGAGGCAUACGUGGGAUUUUUGCCGUUAAAAAUUUGACGGGAAGUUGGGCCUAACACGUACUUUAUAAGAAGAUGUGGACUAUUAAUAGUCUAUAUAAAAGAAAUAAGAUGAUUUUGCCAAAGAUAGUGGACUAUUUUGGACAUUAUCUCAAAGACUCACACUAUCCAACAUGUUUUACGAUUUCCAAUCGGGCCAUGUCACAAAACCUCAAUUCAAGCCCAACUUACGACAUCAUAAUCUUAGGCGCCUCAGGUUUUACUGGCAAGUAUGUCAUUAGAGAAGCUCUCAAAUUCCUCAACAUCCCCUCUUCCCCCUUAAAGAACUUAGCCAUAGCAGGCCGUAACACUACCAAACUUUCGCGGGCCUUGCAAUGGGCCUCCGGCCCAAAUCCACCAGCCCAAAUCCCCAUCCUCAACGCUGACACAUCCAACCCAUCUUCACUCCGUUACCUCGCUUCCCAGGCUAAGAUUAUCCUUAACUGUGUCGGCCCAUUUCGCCUUUACGGUGAGCCCGUUGUUAAGGCCUGUGUUGAUUCGGGUUGUGAUUACUUGGAUAUUAGUGGGGAGCCCGAGUUUAUGGAGAGGAUGGAAGUGAAGUACCAUGAUAAGGCUUUGGAAAAUGGGUCGUUAGUUGUUUCGGCCUGUGGAUUUGAUUCUAUUCCUGCUGAAUUGGGCUGGAUGUUCAACUCAAGACAGUGGCUGCCCCCUGCACUUAUCAAUCAGGUUGAGGCCUACAUUAGUCUAGAAUCGGACAAGAGAAUUGUUGGAAACUUGGGCACUUACGAGUCAGCGGUGCUUAGUGUGGCUAACGCGGACAAAUUACAGGAACUAAGGCGCUCCAGGCCCAAGAGGCCUCGUCCUAUGAUUCCUGGUACUUCUCCUAGAGGUCCAUUGGUAAACCACCUUAAUGAAGUUGGGCUUUGGGCUGUAAAAUUACCAUCAGCAGAUGCAACUGUAGUCCGGAGAACACUUUCAUGUUUGGCUGAGGAUCCUCGUGGUUUAUCUGGUGUUAAUGAAAUCACUGAACAGAUUGAGAAGAGGGAGGCAUUUUGGUCUAGCAUAAAGCCAGCUCACUUUGGUAUGAAGAUAGGUUCGAAUUCUCUGUUAGGUGUUGUUCGUUUCAUUACAGUUGGCAAGUUCAUUGCUCUCUUUGGAAAAACUGGUAUAGGCAGGUGGCUGCUCUUGAACUUCCCUUCAGUGUUCAGUCUUGGAUUUUUCAGAAAAAAAGGUCCAUCCGAGGAUGAAGUGGCCAGUGCUAUCUUUAAGAUGUGGUUUGUCGGACACGGGUUUACUGAUGGCAGUCUUGCGUCACAAGGGAACAGGAAACCUGAUAUGCAGAUAAUUACAAGAGUAAUGGGACCUGAGAUUGGUUAUUUGACAACUCCAAUCAUUCUAGUCCAGUGUGCCCUCACUUUGCUCCAGGAACGAGACAAUCUUCCAAAGGGAGGUGUUUUCCCUCCUGGGAUUGUAUUUGGCCCGACACACCUCCAAGAUAGGCUUCAACAGAAUGGAAUAUCUUUUGAUGUUAUUUCAAAGAGAACUGUUAACUGAAUGGUAGUUCAGAGUUUAAGCCAAAGCUAUUUGGAUUCUGCCGAAAAAUGAAAGUAGCCUUUGUCAUUAACUGAGGUUCUUCUUCUAUUUAUAUUAGACUACGUACAAUCUUCAGUUCAGUCCAAUUUUUUUGUAUCUCAUCUCAUCAUGUAUAUUAUAUUGAGGAAUAACAAAUUGAAAAAAGUGAAAUAAGUAUGUAUUUGGAGUUCCCAGUUUUGUUAUUUGAUUCUAAUAACAUAUAUGUGUUCGCUUCUACAUUCUCAUGCUCUGCAUUGCAUGUUGGAUUCCAUCCUUUGCAUAAUUGUUUUCAUCUCUUCUUAUUUACUGCCAAAUGGAGUUUUGCGCCUUGUUCUUGUAAAAAAGCAUUUUAAACUUUCAUUCACUUGUUCCUUAUGCUGCCCGUAAAUUAUGCUUUAACUAAGGAGAGUCAGUUUAGGUGAAGAGAAAAGAGAAUAUCUGUAGUCCUGACAUGUUGCAGUAGUUUUAAUCCCUGUAGUCUGUUGUGGAAUAGAUACUAGUGAAAGAUAUCUUCAUUGCUGAAAUGACCUAGGAAAAAGAACAAAUAGAUAGUACUCCACUAAAUUAUUGGAAUAUUUUUUUUGUGGUUAUGACUUUUAACUUCUUUUAAAUUAAUAUUUGUGACACAGGUCCAAAAGUGGAAAGUUUCUUUAUUAUUUAGUUUCAUAUCCUCUUUUUUUUCCCUUCAUUUUAGUUCAAAUUUUUAUCGUUUUGGAUGCCUUAACUAAACUUAGAACACCAAUUUAGACUAGACAAGAAAUCUUGUUCAUCACGGAUCUCGGCGGAUACCUAACACCUUACGCUCGAUUUAGAAGAACCUUCGAAUAAAUGUUAGUUGCCGAUUUUAAAACAACUAGAAUCCUCAAGAGUUACCAAAUUAUCACACAUUUUUAAUCUCUACCCUUAUUCCAAAUUUUAGUGUUUACUGUUAUGAGAAAAAAGAGGGUGCGACAUAUGUAUGAAGGAGGCUCGCAUCAAUUAUUUUCUUGCUAAGUGAAACCCAUUGACUUGUUGAAAAAAAAAAAAAGAUUUGACUUCAAAUUUCUAAGUGAUUUUGCCAUUGCCUAUUUAACUUGUGAUGCUAAAUUCUCUGUCCUUUUCAUGUCGGCAUAAAUGCACUGCAGUAUAGGAGGAAUUUUGAUUUUGAAGGAUUCUGUGUGCUACUGCAUUAAAGUUUGGCGGGAAAGAAAAAAUCACAUGAGGCGUAUAUGGGUUGUUCAUCUAACCAAGAAAGAGAACAGCAUUUUCCAUCGUCCUCAUAAGGCUUGAAAG
This is a messenger RNA of Lycium barbarum (goji berry), 3019 nucleotides long. Its product is annotated as probable mitochondrial saccharopine dehydrogenase-like oxidoreductase At5g39410. The transcript is spliced from 4 exons. Gene Ontology annotation, biological process: glycolipid biosynthetic process. Gene Ontology annotation, cellular component: lipid droplet; mitochondrion; plasma membrane. The record is from RefSeq and is a predicted model, not a curated record. Lineage: Eukaryota; Viridiplantae; Streptophyta; Magnoliopsida; Solanales; Solanaceae. The coding region runs from base 251 to 1729 and encodes 492 amino acids.